UUUAUAGUCUUCUCGACUCUUUCACGAAUUUGUUGCUUUCCUUUAGGGAGACGAACUCCCUAUCCUGCGACGCUCGAUGAAUUCUGCGGGGAGAGUCAUUUUGUUUUUUCUUUUUAUUGUCCUGAUAACACAAGAUUGUUUCUCAUCUAAGGGAGAAGAUAGGCUGUUUCGUCGUUUAUUCAGGAGGUAUAAUCAGUUCAUUCGCCCAGUGGAAAAUGUGUCUGACCCUGUCACCGUGGAGUUUGAGGUCUCCAUCUCACAGCUUGUUAAAGUGGACGAAGUCAAUCAAAUCAUGGAGACCAAUCUAUGGCUGAGACAUAUAUGGAAUGACUACAAGCUGAAGUGGUCACCAGCAGAGUUUGAUGGAAUAGAGUUCAUCAGAGUCCCAUCAAAUAAAAUCUGGAGGCCAGACAUCGUACUUUACAACAAUGCUGUUGGGGACUUCUUGGUGGAGGAUAAAACCAAAGCUCUUUUGAAAUAUGAUGGAACAAUCACUUGGGUCCCUCCUGCAAUCUUCAAAUCCUCCUGCCCUAUGGACAUCACUUACUUCCCUUUUGACUAUCAGAACUGCUCUAUGAAGUUUGGUUCCUGGACUUACGACAAAGCCAAGAUUGACCUAGUUCUCAUCGGCUCAAAGGUCAACCUGAAAGACUUCUGGGAGAGUGGAGAAUGGGAGAUCAUUGAUGCACCAGGUUAUAAACAUGACAUCAAGUACAACUGCUGUGAGGAGAUCUACCCAGACAUUACCUACAGUUUCUACAUACGCCGACUGCCCCUCUUCUACACAAUCAACUUAAUCAUCCCCUGCCUCCUUAUCUCCUUCCUGACCAUACUCGUCUUCUACCUUCCAUCAGACUGUGGCGAGAAAGUGACAUUGUGCAUUUCUGUACUCCUCUCUCUCACUGUGUUCCUCCUUGUCAUUACAGAAACCAUCCCAUCCACCUCACUCGUGAUCCCUCUGAUUGGCGAGUACCUUCUCUUCACUAUGAUUUUCGUCACCCUCUCCAUUGUCAUUACAGUCUUUGUACUGAAUGUGCACUAUCGCACCCCUAUGACCCACACCAUGCCCUGCUGGGUUCGUACUGUCUUCCUUCAAGCUUUACCCCGUAUCAUGCUUAUGCGUCGGCCUCUCGACCUGUCGGAAGGAGGGGAGGGAAAGAAGAGGAAAAAUAGUGGAUCCCAGCAGGGAGCAAUGAACUCUUUGGAGUUUGGAGAGGGAAAAGCAGUACUAGAGGGAAAGAAAGGGGGAUGCCCAUGUCACCCAAUGAAAGAGGCACCUGAGGGGGAUUGUGGGAAAGCCAGCCGUCAGUUGAGUCCGCAGGCCAUCAACACAGUUGUAGCUUUCUCGGUCAUGUCACCGGAGAUCAAACAGGCCAUUGAGAGUGUGAAGUACAUUGCUGAGAACAUGAGGAGCCGCAACAAAGCCAAAGAGGUGGAGGAUGAUUGGAAGUAUGUUGCUAUGGUGAUUGACCGCAUCUUCCUGUGGGUCUUUGUGCUGGUGUGUGUGCUUGGGACUUUGGGCCUCUUUCUACAACCUCUCAUUGGCUUCCUCUCAUAACUGACAAUGAAACACAGAUGUCAGCCUACAGUACCUGUUCCAACCAA
This is a messenger RNA of Myxocyprinus asiaticus (Chinese sucker), 1605 nucleotides long. RefSeq names its product cholinergic receptor, nicotinic, alpha 6 (gene chrna6). Gene Ontology annotation, biological process: chemical synaptic transmission; signal transduction; monoatomic ion transmembrane transport. The record is from RefSeq and is a predicted model, not a curated record. The transcript is spliced from 7 exons. Bases 77 to 1558 code for a protein of 493 amino acids. Gene Ontology annotation, molecular function: acetylcholine-gated monoatomic cation-selective channel activity; transmembrane signaling receptor activity. Gene Ontology annotation, cellular component: synapse; postsynaptic membrane; neuron projection. Lineage: Eukaryota; Metazoa; Chordata; Actinopteri; Cypriniformes; Catostomidae.